AUUAGUGUAGAUUUUUCAGUAUAUCAUGACUCUAUCGAGCUACCAGUAUGGGAGACCAAUUUCCAGCGUUUAGUGUACCAAACUGAUCGUCGAGAUCCUUUGGCUACUGGAGAGGAUGGUAAUAGAUGGCUAUGGGCUAUCGGUGUUAUAGUUGCAGUGAUGCUGUUGCUCUUAGCUGCUACUUUCAUAGUGUGUUGCUGCUGUUUGUUGAGCACAAAGUCCAGUGAUAAACCAGUUGUAUCGAAAGAUGAAGAAGAGCCACUGCACACACUUCCUACUCCUCCUCCAUCACUUAUAGACCAAUCCCGGUUCCCUGACAAGCAGGUAACAUUUACAGAACCUGGAGUGAUAAUAGCCAACAACCAUACCACUCCGAAAUUUGAGAAGGAACCACUACAGGUAAAGUGA
Strongylus vulgaris is the source of this 408-nucleotide messenger RNA. The record is from the annotation of a GenBank genome assembly. Lineage: Eukaryota; Metazoa; Nematoda; Chromadorea; Rhabditida; Strongylidae.